Messenger RNA from Hydractinia symbiolongicarpus, 1472 nucleotides. Its product is annotated as COP9 signalosome complex subunit 3-like. Gene Ontology annotation, cellular component: COP9 signalosome. The record is from RefSeq and is a predicted model, not a curated record. Lineage: Eukaryota; Metazoa; Cnidaria; Hydrozoa; Anthoathecata; Hydractiniidae. Bases 32 to 1297 code for a protein of 421 amino acids. The transcript has 14 exons. Gene Ontology annotation, biological process: ubiquitin-dependent protein catabolic process.
UUGCCCGUACAUCGUAACCAGCCAAAUAAAAAUGGAAGACUUUGUAGCGGCAGUCAAAGUUUUUUCUCAAGAUAAAAAUUGGACCGAAUUAAAGGUUUAUAUCAACGAAUCUGCUUCCUUAAUAGCAAAGAAUGCUUCAAAGAUCGACUCUGCAUUAUCGGCUCUUAAUCCUGCCGAGCAAACACUCGGAUAUCUGGGUCUAAUAUUGUAUAAAGUAUCACUGCCAAAUUGUGGUGACUUUGAAUUGCUGUUCAAUCAGAUACAAAAAUUAAUUGAAGUUGGUUGCAAGAAUCAACUGCAGCAGGGUGUUGAUAAAUUUUGCUAUGUCUGCCACUUCCUUACAAAUUGUCUGAUUGAGCAAAAAAAGACUUUCAGGGGUAUUCUACUAAUGUCAGAAGCAAUAUUAAAAGCACAAAAUCACCCAUCUGAGCUCAUUUCUAUACAUGCUGAUCUGUUUCAGUUAUGCCUCGCAUCAAAAUGUCUGAAGCCUGCUGUCAAAUUUCUGAAUAUCGAUGUAACUGAUGUCAACAACGAGUUCGAUCAUUUCGAUGCAAAGACAUUUCUUCUCUACUACUAUUACGGGGGAAUGAUUUAUUUGGCGCUAAAAGAAUACCACAAAGCACUUUUCUUCUUCCAAACUACUGUCACUACCCCCGCGAUGGUUGUUAGCCACAUCAUGCUUGAAGCUUACAAAAAAUAUUUACUCGUGUCCUUAUUUCUACAUGGAAAGAUUCUUCCUCUACCAAAAUACACUUCAGCAGUUGUGUCAAGAUAUAUAAAGCCAUUGAGUUCACCGUAUGUGGAGCUAUCGGAAGCUUACAGUUCAAUUGAUCAAGAUCAACUAAGAAUGGUGGCUAAUAAGCACCAAGCUGUAUUUCAAAGGGACAUCAAUGUUGGACUGGUUAAACAAGUCAUGUCUUCUUUAACCAAAAAACGCAUACAAAAACUAACAAAGACUUUUUUAACGUUAUCGUUGGUUGAUAUGGCAACACGUGUCAAACUAUCUAAUGCGAGAGAAGCAGAAGAAUACUUGUUACAAAUGAUCGAAGAUGGUACAAUCCAUGCGACGAUCGAUCAACCAGCCGGUAUGGUUUCGUUCCACAACAAUCCAGAACGAUACAACACACCUGAAAUGCUGGCAAAAAUUGACCAAGAGAUGAAAAAAUGCAUCCAGUUAAAUGCCCGUUUGCAGAAAAUGGACCAAGAAUUUCAAGAGAAACCGCAGUACAUCCAAAGGGUGAUGAACAUGGUGCAUAUGGACGAUCCUGGAAAGGCGGAUGAAAUAAUGGGCUCAUGACGAUGCAUCUAUCCAGCGAUUAGCAUUUUCUGGCUUGUGUAUGGAGGGAGAUUGGGAAUAUUGUCAAAUAGCGAAGGAAGUUUAAAAAUAUACUACAUGCAAUGUUGUAUCACGAAUUAUAAGUUUAACGAGCAACUAAAUCUUUAUUGGGUUAAGAAAAUGAAUAUAGGUGGCA